Pocillopora meandrina is the source of this 21044-nucleotide messenger RNA. NCBI's taxonomy places the organism in Eukaryota, Metazoa, Cnidaria, Anthozoa, Scleractinia, Pocilloporidae. The record is from the annotation of a GenBank genome assembly.
UGCUCAAACAUAACUUUUAAGAACUCUUGGUACAUAUUUUCGGUGUAUGGACUGUACUGGCUCUGGAACAAAAACACUUGCCAAAGACAAGGAGGGGACCUAGUUUCCUUUGAAACCGAAGAGGAAUGGAAGUUCAUCAAUGACGAGAUUCAAAGGCGAAAUACUUGGCUCGAUAGAAGUAAAUGGAGUAUUGGUUUAACGAAAAAGGCCGGCAAUUGGACCUGGGUGAGUGAACGACCGCUGACCAUUUGCAAAUGGGGAAAAGGGGAGCCAAGUGGUGAACACGACGCGGCUUUCAUGUACAAGCUGUCCAAUAGUGGCGAACAGGGCGUGUUUGGUAGCAUUAAUGGUAGACAUCGGGAAAUCAGGCUGGCUUAUAUUUGUGAGAUUUCCAGGGGUAAGUUUUUUGUUUUGUUUUCGUUUUAUUAUUAUUAUUACUCUGAGUAAACUAAAAGGCACCAGAAGCGCUUAGGCGUAAUAAAAACAUUCUUUGUUAACGUUUGUGAUACUCACGACCUAAUUUCUAUAAACUCUCUGACAGUCGGGAUCAAGUUUACACUUUCACUUACAAUGUGUUUGAAACAAUUCCAAUGAACGUUUUCACUAUAUACAUAUGUCUAACUUUUAACCUUGCGAGCAGAGGAAAGUUUUAGAUGGUUCUGUUACUAUCACUAUUACGAGUAAAAACAGUUGUGAAACUUUCAAUUAUCGCUAAUUUUCACGUAGUUAAAGGGGUAAGUUUCUAAAGAAACUGUGGUGCUGCGUCGGUGGGAGAGUAUAGCAGGUAAUUUAGUGUUAACAACUGGGUUGAAAACGUAAAUUAGCCACCGUAAAGGGUAAAAAAGCUGACGUUUCGAGCGUUAGCCCUUUUGUCCUUUCGAUCGAACAAAGUGGUAGUGAAUACCAACUGCAAAGAGUCAUCGAUCGAUUGCUUUGUUAGAUAAUAAAGCGUGAUGAUGUAAAGUGCGUUAUCUUUUGUGCAAAGCUAGUGACUCAUGUUGGUAAAGAUACAUGCCAAUUCUCGUUUUAUAAAACAAACACAAAAGACUUCGAGACUUAGUCGUUCUUCGCAUAGGGAAUCAAUUUUAUGUUUAUUGUAUUCUCUUUCGAGAUCCGAUCGUUUGAACUGUAAGUUUCAGGGGCAAAUUCAAUGCAAUGCAAAAUGUACAGUGAACACAAUAAACUGACCAUCCUGCUUCUAAUUCGGGUGCCACGCUUAACUUUGUCUCCUUCGCAGUUGUUACUUGGUCUCGUCACACAACACCCUAUAUUACACGUUGGAGAGCGAGCGCGUUACGUGACGAGACAAAAUAACUGUUGAGAAAGAGACUACCCUUACUGCCGUUCUUCUAACAGGGAGAAAAUCAACAUUAUUCGUCUACAGCUAGCUGCCUCAAAAUACAAUUGCACGUAAUUUUACUACGAAAAGCAAAAUGAAACUCUGUCGUAUCUCCAAUAGACCCUAGCCAAGGACAUAAUGCGAUCUCGAAUAAAUGAAGAAACAUUGAACAAGAGAAUAUAAUUAUAGUAUUUCAAAGAGGGCUCCUUGAUUGGUUGUUGCCUAUCUGGCAUUUGCCUCCUGAAUUAACACGCGUUGGGAUUAAGUCCAAGGUAGCUAAAAGCGACUUUCAUUCGUAGAAGAAGUCAAAACGCGGGGGAAUUACGUUGAAAAUUUACUAUCAGUAGCAUUUAGUUCCGUAUGAACUAUUUUCAGUGACGUUAGAUAAUGCGGCUCGAAUAUAUACGUAAUAAAAUGCAGGUCGUUCAUAAGGAAAUGACACAUGAUGGAGUGAAGUCUGAUGAGGCAAAAAAUUUGAUCGGUGGAAUAAAAUUCAAGGGCAUGAAAAAGUGUCACAUGUUCAAGUAGUGCAAUUAUGUAGUAUAUUCUGAUUGGACUUUGAACGUUAAGGAAAAUUUAUUUACAUUCGGUUGAACUAAACCGUAGGGACAGUGAAAUAGAAUGUAAAUAUUUUCCUAUCGGCGUGUAAGCACGUGAGCCGCUACGGCGUUAAUUGCGUCUUUUGUUGAAGGGCGUAAACAAGGUUUGACAUUUGUGAUUCAUCUCAUUUCUCGAACUUUUCGAGCUUUAUGUUAAUUUUUUUCUUGCAUGUAACUUGUAACUUAGAGAUUGGUGCGCUUGCAUUUGAAUGAGGGAAUACGUUCCUAUUUUUCCCACUGGGUCUUUUGGGUCUUCGUAUCACGCGGCGACACACAAAAUGUUUUCUCGCGCGAGAGGUAAUUUAGUUGUUUACUGUUCUCUGUACCUUUGUCGGACGGCAUGAAACACUCGCGCUCCUAGUUCGAUCUGCACACCCCCUUCUUGUGUAUGAGUCGUGAAUUAAGAUAGGAAGUAAGUUGUCUGGCGUCUGCGUUGUGAGAAAAGGAGUGGAAAACACACAUUUAAACUUAAAAUGAUACAAAAUGUUAAAUGUAACCCUUUCAUAUCCCGAUAAAUUUCGACUUCAAUCAACGAGGCUCUUGCGGAGGCCACAAACCAUUACUCUUAUCAAACGAGUCCGAAAUUUCCGGUUAAUGUUAUUCUUACCAUAACAUCACUUAAGAGAAAACAAUACCUAAACACUGUGAUUGGUACAAGAUAUCUGAAUGUUAUGAUGUCAUUGAUGCGACAUAAUACCCUAAUGCGGUAAUCUGAUUAGUGUGAGAUACAUACCCUUAUGUGGCAAUCUGAUUGCUUCGAAUUACGAACCCUAACGCGGCGGGCUGAUUGGGUUGCAAGCAAUAUACCACUCUACAUGCAAACAUAGUUAUCUUUAUUUAUGAUUAUAAUAAAGUUCGGAUAUAACGAGUGCUGUCAUUGGUUGAAAGAGCGUGCUCUGUGAGAGUAUAGAGCAUAGAGCUGAGCUUCAGCUGUCACGCCAUCUGCCAAAUUGUACUACGUUCGACCUUUUCCGGGACUUCUUUUUAGCUUUUUUCCGAUAAUUGAAAGUGAAUUUCGGAACAAGUGAGCCGGCAAGUAGCAACAGAAGAACCAAACAAAGGUUUGUAAACUUACCAGGCGCCGUAAUUUACGUUUUUUAAACGUGAGCAGAUACGAAAAUCUUCAAAGGAAAAACAAAAUAGACAUUCCGAGUUUUAAAGAUUUUCACGCUCAGUUAGAUUGCAAGCUGAAGUACGGAAAUAAAAAUCAACACAGCUAACACUCAUAUAGUACUAUAUAAAGUUCAGUGUUCAAAUAGAAAAGUGAACAAAACAGAAAUGAUGAAAAAUAUAACCAAACUGGCAUAACUGUUAAAAUUCAUUCUAAUCAUGACGGUGUCUGUGCGAAAAUGAUCAUGCUGAAGUCCAUCGCGGCUCGCUUAUCAUGGCGAUCUCCGGUCAUCACAGUAAAGCAAGCCUCAGAAACUACAUCGGCCGCCCUUCGAGUAAAAAAAUAAGAGUUUGCUCUGAUAUCCUUUCCGAUGCGUUGAGUGGGUUGAGUCACAUCAGUCAAUGCAGCCGGGUUUUGCCCUGCUGUCAUCCCGAGCGAUCUUUAUGUUCCGGUGAAUUCGGCUGUCGUUCAAUACACUCGCCUUGAACAGUUUGUUUUCUACCUGGUCAUGUGAAAAAACUCGUGCAUUUUUAUGAGCCAUAAUUCGGCUGAAGUUCACUGAACAUUUCACUUCAAGAUUUUGUAUUAGAGACUUAAAAACUUCAGGCAAAAGUGUUAAAUUCGACCUGCCGAACUAUUUUAGUUUGUAAACUAUCGCAGAAUGUGAACUUUGAAGUUUUAUGAACUUUGAUGGUUUAACACUUUUGACAGCUUAAGUCUUGUACAGCCAAUCAGAUUACUUGAACCAUUCUAAUAGGGAUUCUGAUUGGCUUAUUGAAGCGUGCUUUAUGAGAGUAUAGAGCAUGCUGACGACACUGUUGUUCGCUUUGGGAAUAAAAUUUGUUUUGAAAAUUGAAAGUAAUGCUCGGGGAAUUUAAUGGAUUCUUUAUUAUAAAACAAAUAGAGAAGCCUUUACUGUGCUCUGUUCUGUUAUAAAGCACUUGGGAAGCGGCUAGAGCACUCAAGAAGAGGGGAGAAACACGAGAGGUAGUCGAGUGUUUCUCCCUACACUUCUUUCGGGCUCUAGCCGCUUCCUGCGUGCUUUAUAACAGAACAGAUCACAGUCAAAGCUUCUCUAUUUGUUAAAAAAAAGAUAAUUUUUUUCCGGCGCAGGUGCAAAGCAAAUUUGAAUAGUUCAAAUUAAUAAUAAUAAUAAUAAUUAUUAUUAUUAUUAUUAUUAUUAUUAUUAUUAUUAUUAUUAUUAUUAUUUGAAUAGUGGCCCUGCUCAGAACAGAACAACUGUUUUAUUUUUGAAAUAAUUAAUUCCUCUACAUUGUGUUUGUGAUAUUUUUCCGCAGAUUCAGCUCCUGGACAAAACUUUUCGCAGGACUCUUACCAAGACUACGUUGGACCACCUUGCACUCAAAAAUAUGGUAAGAAGAGUUGGUCACUAUAAUGGCGUGAAAUAUGUCCCAAGUACAACAAAUAACCCGUUCUCAGAAAGGCAAAGCUACGAAAUGAUAAGGGGUAAGGGUGGGGGGGACCCGACAGGCUUGCUGAUGCCCAAUGUAACGGUUCUCAGUGUAACUGAGACUUUUCCGGCGCUUAAUGUAUUCGAGAAUGCGAUGGUGUUAGUUACGAAAAAACGUGCACAAAAAUUAACACCGGAGGGUAUCGCGAUCAAGCCAAUAGCUAAGUAGUAAAACAUUUAUCCAACUAAAGUAUCAUUCACCAAAAGCCAUUGCUCAUUAGUCUUUUCCUCUCAUAGUAGCGUUAAUAACGGGGAUGUUAGAGGUAUUUGUAAUGUAUUCCAAUAGUGUCCGUUCGUUUAGCGCACUUCGGGCGAAGUACUUCGUAACAGUGACGACUCAUGGUGUUAUAACACAUUUAGUAAAAACCUGUGUUGAAAGGAAACUAAAAAGGUCCUCGCUAACGUCAACUUAUUAUAAAAUAUCCGUUUCAUUCAAGUUUUGUAAAUUGAGUAAUGGUGACAAGCUUGAAAUUACGAACCUCUACGCCGUUUGCGUUUCCUGUCAUUCGCUACUCAAUAUUUUGAAAAAUAUACAAACCAGUGCCAAGAGGAGAGCCGUAAAACAGUAAAAGAGCUCAAUUAACAUGUCGCUCUAAUCGAAGAUUAACAUUCUCAUCCAUCUUAAGCAUCGCUACCACCGUCACCGUCGCCGUCACCGCGAGGUAUGAUACUAUAUACUACACACUAUAUCCUAUGUACUCAGGUGUAGCACCUAACUGUCAUGGCAUAGCUAGCAGCGCAUGCAGCAUGGCCCAUACUUAUGAAAGUUAGAAGUAACCCAUAAACCCGAGAAAAUUUGGUUUGGUGUUCUACCAUAUGACCUACCGUACAAGGUGCAACUUUAAGCAUGCGCGGGCAAUAGUAUUGCGGGUUCGGACCUGGCUAUUACGUAAGUAAAAGACAAAUGGAGGAGGUAAUGCACAUGCGCGGUUGCGUGCCUAACUUGGAGACCCCAAUCGAGUGCGCUAACAAGCUCAGAUACAAAGUGAUGAAGUACGCAUUUACCAGAGUUCAUGCAGUGUACCGCAGGCACCCGGCUACUGUAUACACGAGGGCUUCACGCGGGCAAGCAGAGUUGAAGCAGCGCAAAUAAAGGAAUUUGGCAUUUUGAGCUGGAAGUCAUACUUAUUAGUUCGUAGUUGAAAGCUUCAUUGAUUCUCGGUAAUUACACUGCAAGAGGAACGCUAAAGACGACAUGAAAAGACUGAUGUUAAACGACGAAUAUCUAACGAAGAGCGACGUGAGAAGGUAAAACAAAGAGCUCCAGAAAAAAAAAAAAAAGACUGAAAAGAGGUCAACAACAAAGAAAAAGCGAAGUUCAGAGAAGCCGACAAAGGAGAGCCAGGACGUAAGUUGAUUUUUACUUAAAUUUUUUCCUACGCUAGGUCCCAAAAAAAUUCAACACUUCUUUUAUUAAUCGUCGUUUGAUGCUAACUUCAGUUUAUAAUUCAUUCAUAUUUAAAACUGAUUGCACAAUGUCUUUCAUAAGUGUACACAUUUUAUUUGCUCUUCUCUCCUGUUCAGUUGCUGCGGAUGGGAAAGCAGAUAAGGAACAGUGUUCCGGCGUUCCAUACCCAGCUUAACCUGCAGUGGCCUGAUCUGGAAAACCUUCGUGAAAGAGAGUGCAUGAGGAAGCUGAAGCAGCAAAGAGUGUUCAGUCAAUAGCAGGCUCAAGCCAAAGCCGAUUGGAGUAGGUAUGGAAGUCUUUGUGAAGGACCUCCAGCCGAGAGGAAGGUUGCAACACCUAUUCGGAAGGACGCUCCUGUUUCUAAGAGAGACUUUCGAGUACCCCCUGUAACACCUAUUCUUACUACAAGGCCUAAACGAGUUACAAGACCAUCGCUUAAAGUUAGACUUAUCAGUCUUUGUGCUCUUUAACAAAAAGAGGAGAUGUUUCAAUAGCUUACAUGACCCCUAUACGUACAAAAGCAUUCUGGGAUAGAGUAAAAGAUGGCGUUCUUUGUAGAACACGUGUACCAAUUGGACCCACAAACAACACAACAGUAAUCACCGUGUGCGAUCAGGGAAAUCAAUAAAGUAAGUAAAACCGUGGCGAAAUUGUCUACAACACCACAUUCCGUAAAGUAGCUGCAGGCUUCUAUUUUUCUUUGCGUAUUCGAACACAUUCAUACCGGUAGGUCAACAGUUCUCUGCCAAACGUUGAAGAAGGGCAGCAAUCUGAAAUUAGUGUAGAUGGAACACACUCAAGGGUUCGUCACGCAAGGCUGAACGUAUUGGAAUCUUGCUCACAUCUUGCAAUUUUACGGCCACCAAUAUCCGUAAAUAACUUAAAGGUUUUUAAGUUUUCAACUGUAAAACUAGGGAGAUUAAAAAGUUUAACUUUAUAAUUUAAAAGAAAAAAAGAUCACAGAAUGCAGAGGGGAAACUUGAAUUGUGCCAGCUAGUUUCCUCCAUUGCCUUUCAUAUUUUCGAUCAAAUAAACUCCAAUCAGUUGUAUAGGGUUUGCCUGCAAUGCAUAAAAUUACCAGAGUGAACUUCUUCUCAGAUGGUCAGCUUGUAAAAUAUUGCUUCUGAAAUUUUACCGACUUAUUGGAUCAAUAGAGUAACACUUAAUGUUUUCACAUGCAACAGGAUGGUCCAGAAGCUGAAGAUGGCCCUGAAAGGAGUGAAAUCUACUGUAAAAAAGGUGACUUUUGGGGAAACUCGAGCACUUAACUGAUAAAAACAUUUUGGCUUGUAAUUCAAAUGACACAGGAAAUUGACAUGUCUGUUCCUAUACAGGAAUGUACCUUUUACAUGACUUGUACAGUGAGAAUUCAUAAGAUUUGAUGAUUGUAUUUGUAUAUUUUAAGCUUUCAAACUUUUAACUUUAUUACAAUCAUAAUCAUAAGUACAUGUUUGCCUUACAUACUGUAUUUCUUGAAAAGUUGUCAAAAUAAUUCUGUAACCUUUGUAAAGAAUUGUGCAAUUAUUUAAUUUUACAGUAUUUCCCACAUUGUAACAUGUAAUUUGGAUGGCAAUAAAUACUCAGGCUCAAGAUUUCAAUAGUACACGGUGUUCUUACAAAUGCUGAUACCCAUUCCACAAAGGAAAUUUUCUUCUGUCAAUAUCAGUACAAUAUUAACUAGAUAAGUGAUGAGAAUAUAGAAAAAUAUAAAUUUGAGGAUUAUUAGUUGAUCCAGUACUAAAUUCUUUGAACUAAUAUUAUAAGAAUUGUAUGGUUGACAGUAAAGAAAAUGACAAAUUUGAUCUGGGAGUUAGAGUUCAUGCAUUAAGACUGAAAUUAAUGGGCACCCUCCUCUUUUCAGUCAUGUUUUUUCUUUGACUUGCCUCCUUCCCUUUAAUGUUUAGGGGUACAUAGAUUAUCCCUUUCACCCCCUGUGGGUGACUAGUGUUCUAUUUCUCCUUACAAUAUCACCCCUGAAUCAGACAAUUAAGGUCAUUAGAACGACAAAAAUGACCAACAACUGAAGAAACUCUUGAUUGUUUAACAAAUUCUCCUUUUCAGAACAUUAAGAAAUGUCCAGAGAACAGUAUUGAGAAUAGACACACUGAUCUUACGGUGUAAAAAGUGUUGAGUAACCUCCUUCUUAAUUGACCUCUACAUAGUGCAGAAGGCAAGAAUAUUUGUGCCUUAGCUUGAUAGAUUGAAAAAAAAUGAAGUAAGAGAAUUGUACAAACCAUAUUCUACAUUUUAAAUUCCUCUAGUUUUAUUCACAGACAAUGGUCAAUAACAUUGUCUUAUUCACUCUCAUUGUUGACUGAACCAAGGAAAAGAUGAUAACCUCCUUACUAGUUUGAAAGCUUGCUCUUAUAUCAUUGACCCCAUGCCCCUUCCCUCCUAUAAAUCUCAAAAUAAUUUUUGACUGUUCUGGAAAGCUAUUUCUCAUAGCUACUUCUCAUAAAUUCUCUUAUAUGAAGCCCAUUGGGAAACUGUCAGCAGAUAAAAUGGAGUUCUGUUGUGCAUUAUAAGCAAAUUCCUAAUUUUAAAGAACUUUCUGAAGAUCAGAAUUCAAUGGAGGACCUCUGGCUAUAAAUCACUACCCAUCCUUACUAGUUAUUUUCUUGAAAAUGAAGGUGAUUUUUUGCAUUAUAAGCAUGAACCUGGAUUAACCUUUUACACCCUAAUAUCUAUAUGCAUAUUCUCCAUACUGUUCUCUACAGGUUUCCUAAGUUACUAACAAAAACUUGCCUAACAAUCAAGGGCUUCUUUAGUUGGUGAUCAUGUCCUUAAUUCUCAUGACCUUAAUGUGUGACCCAGGGGUGAUAUUGUAAGGAGAAAUUAUAUGUGUCACUCUUAGGGGUUUGAGGAUUAAUGCAUAAACUGUAUGUGAAAGUUAUUGUUCCAGGUAGGUUAACACUUGUAAAUUACCAGUAGUUUUGCAUAUUAGUCUCGAUCAUGUUGUCGCUACAACAUUUGACUCAAUCUUACCUUAAAAUAACCUAAACUGAAUAUUAAAUAUAAGUUUCAAAUCUAUUUUUCAUUCUUCUUUUGAAGUGUGCAUCAAAGUUUUGAAUGUCAUGACAGGAGGCUUAAACUACAGGUUUAUAGGAAAUCUGCAUGAGUUCAAGUUUUGUCAAUAUUAAAGCUGUACAUGCAUGUGUAUGGGUACAUGUAGCUGUUGUAAAAAGCUGUUAAACCUUUCACUCCCAAGAUCUAAUUGUUAAUUCUCCCCUCUAGCUGCUACACAUUUCUUUGUGAUGUUGGAUCAAAUUAACAACUUCUAUGUGAUAAGUUUCAGUAUUCUCAUCACCUGUUUGUUGGAUAAUGUAUGGAUAUUAUAGGGAGAAGUUGUAUGUAGAUGUUCUAAAAAGCUGUUCAACGCGGUGAAUAUUUUGCUGGGAUUUUUCAAUAAAGUAACCUGCAUGAGUAUACUUCUGUUUUAAUAUUAUUAUUUUUUUAAUCUUGUUUUUUCCAGUCCACGCUGAAUUCUUAAAUUUUUUAAAAAUUCAUUAAUUUUCCCCUAACCCUGUUAAUGGUCUAUUAGGUGUGGGGAUUGGGACUGGUAGUCAAACCUAAGUUUUUUGUACAGCCUAUGCAUUUAAUCUAUAGAUAUCACUAUGUAUUUUAUCCUUCCUAGUUAUAAGAAUUACAAGUUAUAAGAAAGAGUUACUUGGUAGUCUAGCAUGGCUUUCAACGAUGAUAGUUUCCAGGCUUAAAAAAAGUCACUUUCCUUAUUAAAAGUUUCCCUAAUUCUAAUGGCUUGGAAGACAAACUGACAGUGCAUUCAAUGUAAAACCUGAGUUAUUGCAUUGAGUUGGCUCAUUUUAACAAAUAUCCAAGUCUUUUCAAAACCCUUUAUGUUUUUUUUUUUCAUAGCAAACCAGUGAAAGUCUUCACAGAUGGGCUAAUGAAUGCUUUUCACGUUAACAUGUUGCCACAACUCUAACUGAGAGGCUGCCAUCUAAAACUACUCAACCUCUUUAGUAAUAACCCCUACAUGUCCAAUACACUCAAUCUGACUCGAUUUGUCUGCGGUAGUUGACGAAUCGACUCACCGGAAGUCGACUAAUGGGUAAACAUACCGGAAGGCGAGGGGCAUGAGCGCAUGCGAAAAUGGAAGCAUGAACCUUCCCUGUUCUCAAGAUUAAGUUUGUGAUAAGAUAUCCUAGUUUUAGCUUGUGUUAGUUAAAAUCAAAAUUUCGCAGCGCAAGAAACAGAUGGUUGACAAAUUAUUUUCGUAUUCCAGUUGAUAGAGUUGCCAAGAUCAUGGUCAGUUGGUUUAAAAAUACCGACAUAUGCAAUUACAGCGGAGGUAUUUCUAGCUAUCGGACAAUCAUGAAACGCCAAUUGUCAAAUUAGAGUAAAAUUUAAAAAAACAAAGUUUAAACACAAGUCGAAAAUUACUUUUCUUUUCAAAUUUCAUACCCUUAUCAGAAGAUUUUGACACGGUAGAGAUAAUCGGUGGAGUAAACACUCUUACCUUGUCACAUCAAGAGGAGAUGUAAGAGAUUAGCCCAUACUAUUCUGACGUGUUGUUUCUGACCAUUGUUCUCACGUGGACCCAUCGAUCAAUCGACCGAACUCGUUUGCCGUCGUUUCUUUCAAUUUUGGCUUAUUUUUCAAAACCAAAAUUAACAGUAACGCUCAAUAAAUAUUAUUUCAACCAUUACUGACAUCAUACAUGUCAUUAGAAGAAAAUAUUCUUUACAUUCUCAACAUCAGGAACAUAGGUGUUUUGACGGCUGACUAGCAUGCGUGUUGAUCGCUCUGCAAGUUGUAAGGAUAACGUCCCUUGGUUUCAGACCCUAUCAACUCCCCCCUCCCUCCCCCCCUCCCGUCCCCCUCCCCCUGUAACUAAGCUAAGUAUGUUUGUUUUCUUUUUUUAUUAUUAUUUUUAUUCUCAUUGUUUAGAUGAGAAGUCAGUUGGCAAAAGAAAACUUGACCUUGUGGCGGUCAUUUCCGGCGGCGCAGAAGUGACUAGAGGACUCCACCAAAACAUCACAUUGAUUGCCUCACUGUCAUAUGACUCGGAAGUUGCACAUGGCAACCGAUCAGGAAUGAAAUUUACCUGGCAUUUUGGCAAAGUCACAGGAAAUCGUUCCAGUAAACGAGCAGAAGCGAAGGCGGAGAAAGAUUUCUUCACGGCAGUAAACGAAUCAGCCAUUCAUUAUUAUGGAAAAGCAUUUGGCGAACAAAUUUCCUUAAACACCAAAGCUUUGUCUGUUAAUCAGACCUACAUAGUUAAAUUGGUAGUGAUCAAGGACAGUCGUAUUUCCACCGUUUAUCAAGUUAUCCAUUUGAUAGAAGGAGACCCCCCAGAAAUAUAUCAAAGGUUAAGGAUUUAUUUUGUUUGUUUCUGUUGUUAUUUAGUUCGUUUGGUUUGUUUUUACUGAUGUUUUCGUUGCCGUUGUUGACACCUUUAUUUGUUCUUGACCCUGCUAUUGCUCUUUACUUUUGCUACUGACGCUUCUGUUGCCCAAUUCUAUCUGUUUUGUUUCUUCUUUGUUGUUUCUGUUGCCGUCGUUCUAUUGACUUUGUUGUUGCUGUUAAUGAUAAUGUUAUUGUUUUCAUCGUCGUUUUGGUUAUUACUGUUGUUGUAGCUACUUCGUUAGCAGUUGUUCAUAUCAAUGUUAAAUUGCAGCAACGGCUGCAGCUGUUCUUCUUAAUUGCAUGAUCUCAUCACACAACGGAAGUUCAAAGCCUCUUUUUCACUGAGUGUUCGUCAAAUCUUUUUCGCUUUAUUGUAGAUGUUUCUUUAACUGCCAAACUAAAGUGAGUCCCUUCGUCAAACUUAGUAUCAAAUCACAGUGCCGCGGAUUACAGUGCUCUAAAAUAUCAUCCUAUGAGUGGAUGCUCUACCAGCAGUUUAAUAGAAACACCUCCUUUACCUGGCAAAAGAAACACAAUUUACCACUUAUCACAAGUACACCGCUGAAUUCACGUGACAUUGUUAUCAAAGGCGGUUCCCUUACUGGUGGAAAUAAAUACCGCUUGGCACUAUUUAUUACAACUACGGACGGUUUUAGGGGAAUGUCUGCUUACGAUUAUGCUAUAGCAAUACCCCCUACGGGGGGCAACUGCUCGAUCACUCCGCCAAGCGGCAUCUCACUGAAAACUGAUUUCAAUCUGAGCUGUACCGACUGGGAAAGUGACAGCACCCCUCUGUCCUACCAGUUUCAAUACAGGCUAGACAACGGUUUGUACAAUGUGUUAUAUCAUGGCGUUAACAACAACAUAAGUACCUCUUGGUUACCGCCUGGGAUCGAUGCAGAUAACUUUGCUGUCAAAUUUAUCGCCACAGUGACUGACAAUUUUGGAAUUUCUUCUUCCCCAGUCUCUUUGACGGUUCAGGUAGGUCGCUAACCAUUAAUUUAAUGUCUAGCCUGAAAGGAUGUGAGAAUAUUUUAAUUUCUUUUGGUUGCUAUUAGUAAUAGAUUGGCAAUACUUAUAGAUACCUGCUUUUGACUUUUGCAGAUCAAGCCAUCUCAAAAUGUAAGACCCGAUGAUAUCACAAACCUUCUAAUGGCAAAGGACAGUUUAUUUCUGGAAUUCAUCGGGAUCGGAAACCUGAGAGAAGCGACGCUAAUAGUAAACUCUGUCCUGCCAUCAGUUUCCCAAGAAACCUCAAUGGAUUUGCAAGAGAAAUACUAGGUACUUUUAAAACCCAACUUAUUACUUAAAAAGUGACACAAAACUAGCUCAUUAUAAUCGUAUCCGAAAAGAAAAGAGUUUACCAAGAGCCGACUGUACAAAAAAAAGGGAAUAAAGAAUUUGAAUUAAAAAAAGUAUAUUGAUGAUAUAUAUUCACGGGUUGAGCGUGUGGGCAUACAAUUUUGUCUUCCGUUGUGACAAUUGAAGAACGCUCAGGAGCAUUCAAUUAAAUUUCGAACGAGUACUUACGAUGUCUUGAGAAUGAGGCUUGCAAAUUUAUUUCAUGUGCUGAAACCACCAGAUAUUCCUUAAUUUCAUCUAAAACAUUUUCUGUGUUUUGAUACAUUUACAUCAAUCAUGCGCUUGAAAAUAUGUCAUUUGAUGGGUUUUAACUGGCAAUGUCAUUGGGAAACCUGAUACGUCAAGUCUAAAUAUGCCUUUAGAUUUAUUAUCUUUACACCGAGCCUCAUGUGCGAGAUACAGUCUUUCUGCCUAAUUCCUUAACGCUUAAAUAACUUUAAGCUGGUAUGUUUAUCGUUGAUCAAGGUUAUGAACUACAUCCUUGAAAAAGUGGCACCCUUAGAAGCAAAAACCGUCUCCGACCUGCUUCAUAAAUCUUCAGCUAUCGGUUCUGCUCUUCAGGUUUUGGAGAAAGUGUCCCACCAGUCUCUGGUAAGUUAAUUACGUCAUGUUGAUUGGGGCUGGAAUAGCCUUGGUUGUCACGUCAAGUUUUCAUACCAUGACACCAUUUGGCCAGAAAGGCUCAAGAAACAACAUCAGUAACAACAACAGUAAAGACGAAGAAAAUAAAAACAAACAGGGAUGAAAAAAUAGGCAACUGUUGUGUUAUCGAAUGAAGCAAUCUAUAAUUUUGUACUUAUUUAGCUAAUUCGCCACAAACUAUUUCUACAAAAGUCAAUGGAAAGAAAUCAGAAAGAGAGCAUUUUUAGCUUCAUUUAUUUUCAUGUGCACUCCACAGAAUAUCUCCUCAUUUGCUAUCAGCUCCAUGACAUCACAUCUAUGGUCUAUCACCCAGAAAAAACAUGUAGCAGACACUUCGUUGACAAAGCAAUCAGCAGAAAACCUGGCUUCAUGUCUUAAUAGCGCGUUGAAGGCGGCAGCAGUGACCGCAUCAGAAGACUCUAAGCCAAGUUUUCAACAACAGGUACUGUAAUGUACAUUUAGGUGGUGUCAAAAAGUCUACAUCAAAUAGACUCUUUAAAACUUAUUUAUACAUUCAAGCAUACUUAUUGCACUAACUUCAUUAGAGAAUAGUCUAUUGCAGAUUGCUAUUAACUUCAGCGUAAUUCCCGUCAUUCAGAUUUUGGACCUUUGUUUGUUUGUUUCAAGCUUGGGGAAAUGCACAAUUUGCUAAUAUUCUCUGUUCAUUUAUGCAAUUUCUACAGGGUAAGAUGUUGGUGAAGAUUUCAAUAAAGGCCCUCGAGAAAGUUGCAGACUCAUUGUUAGCCUUGACAGUACCUGAUGAAAGAACGAUACCACUCACAACAGGACAACUAUCCAUGACACUCGAGAGAUAUAGCCUCCAGAGACUUUCAGGACUGGAAAUUAAAGCAGGAAAAGGCCGGUUUAUCUUACCGUCUAAGAGCCAGUUGUUACUCUCUGGAGUAAACAAAACAAGUUUUGUAGAUGUUCAGGUAGGUAUUCCCGCCCCACAGGCACAUUUCAAGUCAUUUUUUUUUCGCAGAUACAGACCCCAGUCAAGUUAAAGUAGCAAAAUAGGUACCUUAAAGGUUGGUUAUUACCUCCAGCAAUCAUAUUUCUUGUUUUGCUUUUGCCAUGUUCAACUCUGGCACUUGAAACAACAAAAACGAAUCGAAUCAAGCUUGAUUUUCUAUGUUGACAGUAUAUUCCUUGUUUACAUGUAUAAUUAAAGCAGUCCACAAAAACAAACAAACAGGCAAAAUUGUUAAUCGUUUUUCUUUUAGAUGCUGUCAAUUUCUUUUAAUCCUUACACUUGGGACGGCACAAAAGAGCGAGUUGGCUCUGAUGUUCUAACCCUGCAGCUGAAAAGCGACAAAAGAGAGCUGAUUAAAGUAUCAAAUCUCUCGGAGGACGUGGUCAUCAUUAUACCUUUGAAACCUGAAAAAAAAUUAGCGAAAAAGGAAAACUAUUUUACAAGGAAUGAUAAUUUACUUUUUUACGAGAUAGAGGUUAGAUUUGAAAACACCUGGCUGAUGCUGGAAAUCAAACCUCAGGAUCCAACUGUACACAUGUUUGUCUAUAUGCGUUUUGGUCAGCGGCCGACAACUCAGGACUACGACCUCAAUGCCACUAUUUCUCAUGACGAAAAGUGUAUUUGGGUGCUAAGUGCUCAUAACAAAAGUGAAGGGCAAACAGUUUGCUCCUUGAAUCCACAUGCACCGAUACAAGUUCUGGCUGAGCGUCCCGGGAAGUUCUUUCUCGGCUUAAAAAAUUACAAUGCCACAGUGAACUUAUCACACAAAAGGGAGAAAAGAUCUUGUCUUGGUGGAAGGCGAAGGAAGCGCUCCUGCGUCGAAGCCAAAGAUCCACCACCCACCCCACCCCAGACUGAAAAGGUCUCUGUGACACCAGUCUAUGAUUCCAAAACAGACCAGAACUUCACUCUAAAAGUGGCCUUAGGUAGUUGUGUUUACUGGUCAGAAAAAUUUGACAAGUGGAUAUCAUCUGGCUGUCGGGUAAGUGAAAAGUUAAGGGACGAUUUUCAGGACAAUCUUUUUUUUUUAAUAAUUUGACAUUGUAUUCGACAAAGUUCAGAUGAUUUGAGCUUUCCCGAGUAUUGUUUGCAAAAGCGCUUUCGUCUUGUGAUAGUCUUAACUCAUUAAGCUUAUCAUUGAAUUCAGGCUAAUCUUUGACUAGUUAAAAGUCGAAUCUAUUUGAUAACCAGCCGGGGCCUAGCAGCGCCUUUAAACAGAAAAGAUACGGUGUGAUCAGUGUUGACAGCCAAAAUGAUAAUUUCUAUUGUUAACAUCUUCCUUGUAUUUUAUAAUUUCAGGUUUUAGCAGAAUUAAAUGGAUUUUUAAACUGUAGCUGUAGCCAUUUGACAUCAUUUGGGGGAAGUCUCUUAGUCGAACCGAAUCCUAUUGACUUCGAAAAGGUUCUAGUCGAGUUUCAGCAGUUAUCAGAAACUGGAAAUAUUACAGUAAUCGUGGCUAUUGCGGUGGUUUUAUUGUGUUAUAUGACUGUGCUUGUUGUCGUAAGGAAAUUCGACAAUGGAGACGCGAAAAAUGUAAGUGUCGAACUAGAUUUUGCUUAGGACCAUUGUUUUAACAGAGCAUGCUCUCCAGUAUAACCCUUUCACUUUCAUGAUCUGGUCGUCAAUUCUCCGCUCCGGUUGCCAUACAUUUUUUUUUUUUUUUGGAAAAAAGUCAUGAAAAGUUGCUAAUAGAUCAAGAUAACAACUUCUCCCUGAUAAAUUUGAAUAUUCUUAUAACCUUGUACCUGGAUAAUGCGCGGACAUUUUUGGGAGAAGUUACAUGUUGAAAAUCUCUGGGAGUUAAUAAAAAAGGUUUUAAUGUUGACAACAUAAUUAGUUUUAAAGGUUUUUUGAGAUUGAAAUUUUAACUUGAAACUGCGUUGAGCAUAUCCUUGAAAAAAAAUGAUGUUUAAAAGUGAAGUGACAGCCAAUUAAAUUAAACUGUUUACAAAGUUUCCUUGUUUUUUUUUCUCUUCUUGGAAUGGGACAAAAAGGCGAAUUAAGAAUACAAAUUAGCUAGCUGUGUUAAGAACUCAUGGUUUAUCAUGUUUUUCUAGAGGGAAUUACCGAUCCAACUUCCAUCAUCUUCAAGCAGCACCUAUGAAUACGUUAUAGUGAUUACCACAGGGGCUUGGAAAAACUCCAGCACGACUGCUCAUGUUGCUUUGGAGAUCUACGGUUCUGAAGGAAAGAGUGGUAUUCUUCAGCUUAGCCAAGAAGAGCCGGGUGCAGUUCAUACGUUAUUCUCUCGAGGUAAUUCAGAUGUUUUUGUACUUUAUGUUAACAAAUCACUUGGUUCGAUUCAAGAAUUACAGAUUGGACAUGAUAAUUUUGGAGAUAAUCCCUCGUGGUACCUGGAGGAAAUUGUCAUUCGGGAUGCACAAUCCAAGCAGUCGUGGAAAUUCAUUGCCAAUCAGUGGUUUUCUCUUCAGCGCGGAGACGGGCGCAUCGAGCGAAUAAUCGACAAGACCUCAAAUCAUCUGGAUUUUGGCGAUGAAGUUGCAAAACGUUGGCGAAGAGGCCUCGCGGAGUGGCACAUUUGGAUUUCGGUGGCAGCCAAGCUAAGAAAAAGCCGCUUUACAAGAGUGCAGCGGCUUUCUUGCUGCCUUUCAGUACUUUUGACAUCCAUGUUUGCUAACGCGAUGUUCUAUAAGUUAGAAAGCAAAUAUGAACAGCCUAUCCAAGUCGGACCGCUGAAAAUGUCGUGGAGACAAGUGGUGACUGGAAUUGAAAGCGCACUCCUUGUGACGCCCAUAAACAUUGUCAUAGUGCUUCUGUUUCAGAAAGGAGCUGAAAAGUCUGCGACGAACAAUGACCAUUGUCUCAAGGGUGCCCUGAUCUCUGGUGUCGCUUGGUGUUUGUUAUGUUUUUCUUGUACUGUUUCGGCUGCGUUUUCAAUUUUCUACAGGCUAAUUUGGGAAAAGAGUGUCAGUGAGCAGUGGCUGUCUUCAAUGCUUAUUUCAUUCGCGCAGGAUGUAACAAUCAAGGAACCAGUAAAAGUGUUCUUCACAGCUUUAACAUUCGCGGCCAUUUUAAAGAUAAAGGCGAAGAGAUCAAAAGUACACGCCUGCGAAGGCCCUCAGCAAGUUAAAACUGGGUACUAUAAGAAACAUAUUUGGGCACUGAAAUUAUCAGAGGUGGAAGAGAUGAGGAGACGACAAGCUAAGAAACAGAACCUGGCACGUUAUAUCACAGAGUUGGGUUUAUAUUUGGUCUUCGUUUUCUUGCUUAUGGCAGUGUGCUAUGGAAACAGAAAUGACCAUCGGUACUUGAUGACUAAAUCAAUCCAGGAUGGACUACCAAACUUUGGCAAGGUGAGUAAACAUCAUUUCAUUAUGAUAAAUCCAUUGCUGAAAUUCGCGUGUUUAAUUUAUCUUAUGACUUUUCGUUACCAUGGAGAUCCAAAAUCAAAUAUAUGAAGUAAAAUUUUACUUUGCUGGCCUCUUCAAGAACUGACUAAGGCAUUUUCUGCUUUUGUAAUGGAUAUUUUGAGUAGGAAUAUCCCUUUAGAACAGGGUACAAGAGAUAUGUUAGUGCGCGAGACCCAAAUUUAGGACUGGAAAGAAAUUCCAAGCAAUAGAUGUAUAAUCCCAUGAAGACAUUGGCAUUCAAUUCUGCUAUAGGAGAAGAGCCAGAAAGCGGCAAACAUAAUAUUUGAGGGGAUGGAUGCAAUGAAAAUAAGCAAGUGAGAAUAAUAGUCUAAGACACGCCCGUAAAUAGUAACUCACUUGUGUGACUCAAACUUCUGCUCGUCUAUCCAUACUGCUAUCCUUAAAAAAGAUUACAUAUAUAUAUAUAUAUAUAUAGGAAUUCUAUGUUUCGGUUUUUCCGUAUUACAGUGCUUGAUACAUGGAAGUACAGCGUGAUAUGAAUUGAGCUGGGGAAAAAAAAAAGAGACCAAGGUUUUUCUCGACAAUCCUGUUUCGUGAUUAGAUCAUUCUUCAGGGGAUUCUAAUGGAAAGAAUAUUUGUAACCAUCGAAGAUAUACUAUAAAAUUUGCAUAAUAAAUGUAGCGGUAAAUGUAGGUGCUUUGUUCAGCUGUUGCGCAGUAACGCUUUGUUUCUGUGAAGGUAUGAAGACACGAGUUCAUUACCCAUGUUAACUAAUGACAAUUCAAUUAACAAUUCAUUUAUAUUUAUAUAUAUAUGUAUAGGAAGUCUGCAAGUCGAUUUUCUCGUGGAACAGUGCUCAAUACUUUGAAGCAGAGCAGAAUAAAUAUUAUGAGAGGGAAAAAGGGACGCAACUACAUUUCCCGACAAGCCUGUUUCGUGAAUCGCUUCACUCUUCAGGGGUUUAAUUAAACCCCUGAAGAGUGAAGCGAUUCACGAAACGGGCUUGUCGGGAAAUGUAGUUGCGUCCCUUUUUCCCUCUCAUAAUAUUUAUAUGUAUAUAUAUAUAUAUAUAUAUUUAUUUAUUUAUUUAUUUAUUUAUUUAUUUAUUUAUUUAACCCAAUGAUCUUGUACUAAUUCAGGUGACAAACAAUACAAGGUACUGGAGCUGGUUAGAGCGUGUUUUCAUCCCAGGUGUGUUUUCCGGCAGAUGGUACAACGGUCAAAGGGAUGAGAAAACAAUUUAUAUUGGUAAUAAACACUCUCUUCUCGUCGGAAUGGCUCGAGUAAGGCAACUCAGAGUGAAAGCGAGUAAGUUUUUUUUCCAUUUUUAUUCCUCUUUGCAUUUCAGUGAAAGGCUAUUUACCCACACACGUCAUUUCACAUAUUAUAGUUAUACAUAUAUAAUUUUGCCUGAUAGAGAAGCAAUCGGUGCACAAACUUAAUUGUAGAGUUAAACAAUAGCUUAUGGAAAUUCUUAAAGAAAAAAUAUUGAACAUGCACUGGUUACAAUUAUCUAGACUCCUGACCAUUCUGACAAUUAUCUAGACGAGUUUUUAGGUAGUUGCGUUUUAUUAUGAACGUUGAUUAAAUUUAGGUUUUGAUGACGGCGCUCCUUUCCUCCGAAAGAAAAUGCUACUUUGAAGGCUUCUAAUAAUUCUCCAUAACAAGAGAUGUCCAUAUUUGUUAAAAGUACGAAAUGUGUCAUCCCUGAGUGAAAUGAAUACCAAAAGAAACUUCCUAAUCAUGAUCUUUUGUUCCAACUUUCAGCGCAAUGUAAAGUCCUAAACUAUAUGGAAACAUCUUUCCAAGAAUGUUUCAAAGGAUACUCGACAAAGAACGAAGACAAGACCGCCUACAACAAACCAGGCUGGAGGCCUGUCGACAAUGCUGCGAGGAAUGACGAGUUAUUACAACUUUGCCCAAAGCCAUGGCGAUAUCAACAUGCCGAGGAAACCGACACUACACCCAGGUGGGGACAUUUCUCCUUUUAUGAUGGAGGAGGAUUUGUAGCAGACCUCGGUUAUGAUAACCAUACGGGGUUCAGCAUAGUAACAAAUUUACAAAACAACGGUUGGCUUGACAGGCAAACCAGAGUUGUCCUGGCAGAGUUUUCCACAUUCAAUCCGUCGGCGAAUAUUUUAAGUGUUGCCACAUACUUCUAUGAAGUUCAUGCAUCUGGACUGAGAGCAGCCUCCGUGCAAAUUCGUGUUCUUUCACUUGAUUCUACGGGCACACCCUCGCAUCAGUUUUAUUUGAUUUGCUUGUUCCUGUACUUUGUAUUCGUUUUUCUGUAUUUCGGAAGGGAAAUUUCCAGACUUUACAGUCAUCGUUCUCGAUAUUUCAAGUCUAUCUGGAAUUGGGUCGAGAUAUUUCAAAUUGUUUUUUCUCUGAUUUCCGUGGUGAUGUACAUAAUACGACAAAGUAAAACCAUUUCAACCAUGGGCAAACUGCAUAAAAACAUUUACGGAAAUCUAAGUUUCCAAGAAGCUAUCACUUGCCAAGAAGUGGAAAAUGUGGUACUUGGAAUUCUUACUUUCAUCGUUACCACCAAGCUAUUGCGAAUCAUUCGCUUCAACAACUAUGUUGCUCUUUUCUCCGCAACAUUGAAGAUAUCUGCACGAUCUUUGUUAUCCUUUAGCAUCGUUUUAUCCAUUUUCUUUGUGGCAUUUUUGCACUUUGGUGUCUUAGUGUUUGGCUCUGUAUCUGGGCGCUACUCUUCGGUGCUAAAAGGAGCCUAUUUCCAACUUGAGCUAACUCUUGGUCGAGUGAAAGCUAGACCAAUCAAUGAAUUAGCACAGGCCGACACCAUAUACGCCAAAAUAUUCGCCUUCUUAAUUCUCUUCACUCUCACUAUUCUCUGUAUGAACUUCUUUAUUGGCAUAAUCAACGAUGCUCUUUUGGAUGCUAAGAACUAUGUGAGCGAAAGUGAGCUGUAUGAUCUUAUCGAUGAGAACCGUUGCUCGAGCUUAAAAGAAAGAAAAGAGUUUUUCGAUGCAAUCAGUAACAAGUUGAAACAGUCGAGAACCUCUAAAACGUCAGCAGAAGUGAAGGACAAAGAAUCUGGAAACAUUGGCCUUGACCCCACGAACAAUUCCAAUCUGAACUUUGAUUUAAUAAGUCAAGCUAUCAAAGCUUGGAGGAAGAAAAGAUCCAAAGAAACAAUAGAUAAACAGCAAUGCAGUACAAGGAGACAAGCAUUGUUCGACAGGAUAAGCAACAUGUUAAAAUCUCUGAAAGGUGAAAGCAAUGACGACUGCAGCAAACUUAGAGAAAAAAAGAAAGUAAGAUUUCAAGAGGAUGUCGUCGAGUCUUCCCUCCGUAAAUUACGUAAGAGAGAACAUGACCUGUUACAGCGGCUGGAGAGUAUUGUUUCAGGGUUCACAGCAGAAGACGAAGAAUUCGAUUAUUUAUUAAUAACAGCAGAGGUCUAUCUCUACUAA